AUGAGGAAAGGAGGAGCUCUAGGCAGAGGGGCAUUGACCUUGAAGAUCCGCCUGUCCUCCGCGCAUCAACGUCGUCCGCAGCCGUCGCCUCUCGAGGUCUUCCUCGGGCGCCUGGUCGUUGAGGCCGGGGCAUCCGUCAGAUUGCCUGGGUACCACGGCAUGAGCAGCAACGUCCGGGCACGGAUCCCGAGGGCUCCAAGGCGCUUCGAAGACCUGGCGCCGACCACCUCGUACAUCAAUUGGGUCGGUAGCGUCGUUCCAGUGGACAUCCUCUUGCGGGCAAAUAAGGAUGUACCCUUCAUCCCGGGGCCGUGCACCAUCGACGUGCCUCUGAUCGCCUGCUCGCAGUCGAGCGCGCCUGUGGGAGAUGCGUUGGCGGCCGUCUUUCGGGAGCAGGAGUACGACCCGCCGAUCAACGCUGGCCGUACCAGGAUGCAGGAGAUGUGCCGGUGGAACGGGGAGCUCUUGCUGGGCAGAAUUCGACUGAGCCCGAACCGGCUCGAAGACCAGUCAAUGUGGGACCGACGUUUGAGGGCCAGCAUCAAGGUCAAGUCGAUUGUCCUCGUCUUCGGCCACCUCGGGAUGCCUGCAACGCUGGUGCUAGGGGACAAGAAGACGGCGAUGGACCGAAUCAUCGACCGGAUCUUGAGGAAGGGAGCCUCGUACGACGUCGCCGCUCUCCAUAAGCGCAUGCAGGGAGGCCACGAGUCGCAGUCGAGAUAUCUCGACCGACGAUUCACGCCAAGUCUCCCCAACAUGCACAUCACUCUGGAGGGCACCUCAACCGUCAAGCUGGACGGCAAUGGGUAUGCUCUUUAA
Messenger RNA from Jaminaea rosea, 819 nucleotides. RefSeq lists its product as hypothetical. The transcript is spliced from 3 exons. The coding region runs from base 1 to 819 and encodes 272 amino acids. Lineage: Eukaryota; Fungi; Basidiomycota; Exobasidiomycetes; Microstromatales. The record is from RefSeq and is a predicted model, not a curated record.